Mesitornis unicolor (brown roatelo) is the source of this 423-nucleotide messenger RNA. RefSeq names its product MIS18 kinetochore protein A (gene MIS18A). Gene Ontology annotation, biological process: chromosome segregation; CENP-A containing chromatin assembly. The record is from RefSeq and is a predicted model, not a curated record. The transcript has 5 exons. NCBI's taxonomy places the organism in Eukaryota, Metazoa, Chordata, Aves, Mesitornithiformes, Mesitornithidae. Bases 1 to 423 code for a protein of 140 amino acids. Gene Ontology annotation, cellular component: chromatin; nucleus; chromosome, centromeric region.
AUGAUGUACUAUUUCUUGAAGAACCCAGUUUCUUUCAUGAUAUAUGAUACCAAAACUCGUGCGGCCGCCAGCGUCUCGGUGGACAAGGAGCGGCAGUUCUCCAAGCGGCCCGGCGAGUGCGGAUGCAUGAUAGAAACAUUAUUCUGCUCUGGCUGCUCAAUGGCGCUCGGCAGCAUCUACAGAUGCACCCCAAAGCAUCUUGACUACAAGAGAGACUUGUUCUGUUUCAAUGUCAACUCAAUUGAAAGUUACAUUCUAGGGUCCUCGGAAAAGCAAGCUAUUACUGAUGAGGAGCCGUUAACUCUUGAAAAUCGAGCUGUCUUGGAAGAGAUGCUACAAAAGGCGGAUACUGUAUUAAAGGCACUGGACACAAAAGUGACUGCUCUUGAAUUGAGGAUGGCUUCUUUUCACAGAAAAGUGUGA